AUGCGGCGGAGAAGAGUCGAAGAACCCGACGAGAUUCAAGAUGGAGAAUACGAGGAGGAAGAUGACCAACUGAUUGACGAUGGAGAAGAAGAGUAUUAUGAAUAUAUGACGAAGCGAGGAAACUCUACCAGAAAGCGAUCGCGAUCUAGUUUCAUUGACGACGCCGCGGUGGAGGACAACGAGGAAGACGAUGAUGAUGAGGACUAUGGAGGAGGUGGUAGUCGGAGCAAAAGGCGAAAUUCUAGAAGGAAGGGUGAGUGUUUCUUUGAAACUCAGGCCGUUGAGGAUGGCGACGAAGAUGAAGAUGAAGAGGAGGAAGCCGAUGGAGGAGAAGACUUUAUUGAUUAUGGUGGACUGGAACUACCCGAGGAAGAUGAUGGCAGACGGGUUCACCAAAGGCCAUUGCACGAGCCAGAAGACGAGUAUGAAAUUGUCAGAAGACUCGAGGAAAGAUAUUCGAGAGCAUCUCGACGUGAAAGUGAUGAAGAGGCAACAGGGAUAGGCCAACAGGCUCUCUUGCCUUCUGUACACGAUGCAAAGUUUUGGAGGGUGAAAUGUGUGGCUGGACGUGAGCGAGAGAUGGCUGUCUGCCUCAUGCAGAAGUCCAUUGAUAGAGGUCCUGAUCAGUUGCAAAUCACAUCUGUUAUUACCCGUGAUCACCUGGAGAAUUAUAUAUAUGUUGAAGCACAUAAAGAAUCACAUGUGAGAGAGGCAUGCAAAGGGCUUCGGAAUGUAUAUUUUUCUCAGAAACCCCAGCUCGUCCCAAUCAAAGAAAUGACAGACGUCCUUUCUGUUGAAAGCAAAGAAGUUGAUCUUGCAAGGGAUACUUGGGUCAGAAUCAAGACAGGAAUUUACAAAGGGGACUUAGCCAAAGUAGUUGACGUGGAUAAUGUGCGACGGAAAGUCACAGUGAAGGUGAUUCCCAGAAUUGACAUGCAGGCUAUUGCUACUAGACUGGAAGGACGAGAAGCCGGGGAAUCCAGGAAGGCAAUUGCUCCUCAUCCUCGCUUUAUGAAUAUCAACGAGGCUAGGGAACUUAAUAUUCACGUGGAGCGGAAAAGAGAUCCAUUGACCGGCGACUACUUUGAGAAGAUGGAUGGCAAAUUGUUCAGUGAUGGUUUCCUGUACAAAAGUGUUGCGAUGAAAUGCAUUACUGCUGCAAACAUCAGGCCAUCUUUUGAUGAACUUGAAAAGUUCGGUAAACCCGGAGAACACUGUGAUGAUGAUAGGAUGAUCAGCUUGUCAGCCUUAUCUGGAAACCGGAAGAAAGAACAAUAUUUGAAGGGUGAUGCAGUCAUUGUUCUCAAAGGUGAUUUAAAGAACCUUAAGGGACGGGUUGAGAAAGUUGAGGCAGAUAGUGUACAUAUCAGACCUGAAGCGAAGGGCCUACCUAGAACACUUACAGUGCAUGAGAAGGACCUCGGCAAGUAUUUUGAACCGGGCAAUCAUGUCAAGGUUGUGUCUGGAACUCGAAAAGGUGCAACUGGUAUGGUUGUCAAGGUUGAUCAACAUGUGGUCAUUAUUCUGUCGGAUACAACAAAGGAACAUAUUCAUGUAUUUGCUGGGGAUGUGGUUGAAUGCUCGGAGGUGGCUAGUGGUGGUGGUGUUACCAAAAUUGGAGAUUAUGAGCAUCGUGAUCUUGUGGCGCUGCAGAAUGGAGGCAGAAAGGGAGGACAAGGUGGGUUGAUAGGUAGCACAAUCAAAAUACGACGGGGUGCUUUCAAGGGAGAGCGUGGGCGAUUGAUCGGAAUGAUAUCUCAAACAAUGUGGCGGAUACAGCACCAUACCGUGAUUCUAGUCGAUAUGGCGUCGGAAGUGAGACCCCAAUGCAUCCUUCUCGGACUCCAUUGUACAUCUCCCAUGGGAGAUGCUAAUGCCACACCUUAUCAAUUUGGAAUGAGAACACCUAUGCAUGGAAUGGAAUGUGCAGGAUAG
Molecule: messenger RNA, 1935 nt
Organism: Linum trigynum
Lineage: Eukaryota; Viridiplantae; Streptophyta; Magnoliopsida; Malpighiales; Linaceae
Source: the annotation of a GenBank genome assembly